AUUGACAACUCUUUUCGGCCGGUCACAAAAACUGCAUUAAAGUUCCGAUGAUAUUAAGCGGAGCACCCGGAAAAAAAUAUUGCGCUUCACAGUGAAUAUUUAAAAAGUUAGAAGAUAUAUAUAUUUUUGUAAUCGACAUUAGUUCUUGUUAUCGAUUGGUGGCACAUACCGGCAAUCAUUUUAAUUUGGGACUUCCCACUAUUCUCAGAGCAUACGGUCCAGGAUGAGUGACGCUUAUGAAGAUCACUACCACGUGUUGGGAUUGCACCCGAACGCCACCGAUCGUCUAAUUAAAAACGCUUUUCACAAAUUGUCCCUGCAAUGGCAUCCCGACAAAAACGGCAGUGGGUCUGAUCAGUUCCUGAGGAUCAAUAAAGCGUAUCGCAUCCUGAUGGACUCCAAAAAACGAGCCUCAUAUGAUUAUGUCUCUUUAAAGACAAAAUCUCAUGGAGUCGUCAACCCUGCCGAGGGGUUUAUUGUCUCCGAUGAACUAACUCGUCGUGAUCCCCACCACUUUACCAUAGAUAAGUAUCACUACGGACCAAAUGACCCAAAGCGAUUCUUUCCAAUACCGAACCCCGGAGAACCUAACCCAGACGAAUUCUACGAAAAGCUCAAGGUGGCUGUGUUCAUAGGAGGUGUGCUGGUGGGCGCCUAUGUGUCCUACAGACUAUUCCAGAGAUCCGCUCCCCCGAUGCCAGUUCCGGUGGCAGUCAUCCCACAGGCUGUCAGCCGGGAACUCAGUGAGGUGCACCCCGCGUCUUUGUGGACAUUGAUAUCUUGGCUAGCCGCUUUAAGAUCCAAAGCACUUUCAAGACUCGCCAAAUUGACUCCUCCAGGGCAAAAUAUUCGACUCUCUUCUAAGACUCUCAAUGCAUCUUUAUCUUCUGCUGCCGAGGUCGUUGCCAACACAGUCACCCAAGGACCCCGAGCCGCAGUUCUGUCAACGACUCCAAGUCACUCUUUGACUUCAGCUGCCAACGUUGUUGCAAAGUCAAUAACACCAAAACCCAAUAUUGAAUUGAAUCAUGCUGCUGAAGUAGUCGUUAAUACCCUAACCAAAGGACCAAAAGCCGCAGUUCUGUCAACGACUCCAAGUUACUCUUUGACUUCAGCUGCCAACGUUGUUGCAAAGUCAAUAACACCAAAACCCAACAUUGAAUUGAAUUAUGCCGCUGAAGUAGUCGCCAAAACACUAAACCAGGGAUCCCAAGCCGGAAUAUCGUCUGCUUCGAAGACAGUUGUUGCCAAAACAUUAAACCAGGGAUCCCAAAAAGGAUCCUAUUCUGCUGCCGACGAUGUAACUAAGAAAACUGUCACAGGGCUGCUGAAGUACUGGAAAAUGAUGACAGAAUAUCUAGGAAAGGGCUCUGCCUCCACAAUUCCAUUCACCGUUCGUCCGGCCUUAACAGCUUUCAAAAAAGCUACAGUUAAAGGUGUUACCAACAGUUGGAAAUGGACUGAAUCCAAAACAACUUCAUAUUUGGGUAUUUCCCAAAGGUAUAUUAAUAGAGCUAAUUUGGACAAGACCACAAAAGCAGCGGUUACUGGUAUGGAGCGUGUUUCAAAAACGGUUCUAUAUUCAGUCGCGAAAAGUACCAUCAAAGUUAAAGAAACAGCAACAUCAAAGGCUAGAAGUGUGUGGCCAGUAAACUUUUCUUCCGUGAUGUCUUUUAGUAGGAAGGCUACCGAAGGAAUUAAACAACAAACGACAUCCUACCCCAUCUCAUCCAAGACACAAACAGCAGCGCCAGCUUGUGAGACCACCCAGACCUCACCAAGUUCAUUCAGCAAAAUGGUCAUUCCUGGUGUAUAUAUCAAAAUCUUGAUCCCAUUGUUUGUUUCCACAUGCGGCAUAAUAUUACUGCUAAAAAAAAAAAUAAUUCCAGAAAAACCAAAACUGAUUGCCAAACCGAUAGCCCCAGAGUCCAGAUAUUAUUCAGCUGCCAAAAAUGUAAUUGAGAAAACUUCCACAGGAGUGCUAACGGGCUGGAAAUGGUCCACAGGAUUUUAUACGAAGUCCGUAAGUCCAGCCCUAACGACUUCUAACAGAGUUAUGGUCGAUGGAGUAAAAACUGGUUGGAAGUGGACUGCAUCCAAAACUGGUUCAUAUCUGGUUUCCCCGAUAAGGAAUAUGUCUAACGCAGUUUUGGACAAAAUAGUAACGCCGAAGAAAUAGAAAAAGGUCAAUAUCAAGCUCUGUGGACCUUAAGGAAAUCACCAAUAUUUUUUUAAGGCGAAUAAGGUAUUUAAAAUGCAUCUAAUAACAUGCUGCCAUGAUUCCAAACGGCCUUUAUUGUCAAACUAAAAUGCGUUGCAUUAUUAAAACAAAAGUACAAUAUCGUUUAAAUCAAUUUUAAAAUGCUGUAUAAUUAAAGCUGUAAAGCGUUUGAAAUAUAUCAUUGUCAAAAAAACAUUGUGUGAUGUAAAACUCCAAGACAGCAAAAAAUUAAGGCAGAGGUAUUGUAACUCAACCACGUUUGAUUUCUGUGCCAUAAACUGCA
Messenger RNA from Drosophila gunungcola (fruit fly), 2504 nucleotides. RefSeq lists its product as uncharacterized. The coding region runs from base 224 to 2179 and encodes 651 amino acids. Gene Ontology annotation, cellular component: endoplasmic reticulum. Gene Ontology annotation, molecular function: misfolded protein binding; protein-folding chaperone binding. The transcript is spliced from 2 exons. The record is from RefSeq and is a predicted model, not a curated record. Lineage: Eukaryota; Metazoa; Arthropoda; Insecta; Diptera; Drosophilidae.